UGUAGCAGCGGUGGAGAGUAAGUCCAAUCAUACGGCUUCAUCCCACCCCGGCAGCAGAUGAGCGCUGGCGAAUGUUCUCAGCCACCUGGAGGAGGAGGUUCAGCGCGGAAGAAAUGUUACCAGACAUCGCCGAUCUGGUGUCUGGACUUUUUUGAUAAUUUCAUAGAGAUUGGGUGUGCAGAUGGGCGGUUGGUGUUCUGGGAGGGAACGACUGGUAACUUUAAGGGUAUAUAUGAAGCCGAAAACAUCUACAAUAAUGGGGUAACUAACAUAAAGCUCGCCGGUGACAAAGUGAUAGUCGCACGGUUGAAAAAACGAAUCGAUUCUCUGAGACUGGAAACGUACACGCAUGGUUGUCAGAUCGAUUGGGGAUUUUUCGUCUGCAUAUGGGCGAACCCACGUACGCACCGGUUCGACAGGAAGCAUUAGUUUAUUUCAGCAAUCCGUCCACAGCGUUGCCAGCUCAACAUAACGCAUCCGUUGAGGAGCUUCGAUGUAUUCUGGAGUUUCACCAGUAGGGUUACCGGUG
Molecule: messenger RNA, 529 nt
Organism: Topomyia yanbarensis
Lineage: Eukaryota; Metazoa; Arthropoda; Insecta; Diptera; Culicidae
Exons: 3
Coding region: 58-429 (123 amino acids)
Biological process (GO): SREBP signaling pathway
Cellular component (GO): endoplasmic reticulum membrane; Golgi membrane
Molecular function (GO): protein binding; sterol binding
Source: RefSeq, a predicted model, not a curated record